CUCACAGCUUAAUUUGUACGAGUUCUAGAGAACUUGAUCGGUCGAUUAUUGGUAUGGCUCCGGCUCGAGCUUUCGCAGUUCUGUUGCUCAUAGCCGGCUGCUGGGCCUGGGCGACGUCCGCGGCGGCGGAUGGAGUCGCGACGAACUCAUCACCACCGUCGUCCGCUCCGGCGCCGGUCGUGUGGGAGAGGGCGCAUGCGACGUUCUACGGCGGAGCUGAUGCCUCCGACACCGUGGGUGGCGCGUGCGGGUACGGGAACCUGUACGCGCAGGGGUACGGCACGCGCACGGCGGCGCUGAGCACGGUGCUCUUCAACGACGGCGCGUCGUGCGGGCAGUGCUACAAGAUCGCGUGCGACCGCAUGACGGACCCGACGUGGUGCAGGCCCGGCGUCACGGUCACCGUCACCGCCACCAACUUCUGCCCGCCCAACUGGGAGUACCCCGAUGGCGGGUGGUGCAACACGGUGCGCCCCCACUUUGACAUGGCCCAGCCGGCGUGGGAGAAGAUCGGCACCGACUACCGCGCCGGCAUCAUCCCCGUCAUCUACCAAAGAGUCCCGUGCAUGAAGCGAGGUGGGGUGCGGUUCACCAUCUACGGGCACGACUAUUUCAACCUCGUACUCGUGACCAACGUCGCAGGAGCUGGCUCCAUCAGAUCCAUGGAUGUGAGGAGCUCCGAUUCGACCGAGUGGAUGCCGAUGGCGCGCAACUGGGGCGCGAACUGGCACUCCCUGGUGUAUCUCAGUGGGGAGAGGCUCUCGUUCAGGGUGACCAUCACGGAUGGACAGACACUGGUGUUUGCAAAUGUGGUGCCGGCGGGCUGGACGUUCGGCUUGACAUUGGCAAGCAAUUUGCAGUUCAAGUCAUGAUGAUUGAUGAGGACUUCGCUGGAUGUGGCUCUCGCUUGGAACACUUCAUCGCCGGCAACCUGAUUUAGGAAUUGUUGAAUUGGACUAAUUAAAGCCGC
This is a messenger RNA of Setaria italica (foxtail millet), 970 nucleotides long. Its product is annotated as expansin-A23. The record is from RefSeq and is a predicted model, not a curated record. The coding region runs from base 54 to 872 and encodes 272 amino acids. Gene Ontology annotation, biological process: plant-type cell wall organization. Gene Ontology annotation, cellular component: extracellular region. The transcript is spliced from 2 exons. NCBI's taxonomy places the organism in Eukaryota, Viridiplantae, Streptophyta, Magnoliopsida, Poales, Poaceae.